Molecule: messenger RNA, 1359 nt
Organism: Apiotrichum porosum
Lineage: Eukaryota; Fungi; Basidiomycota; Tremellomycetes; Trichosporonales; Trichosporonaceae
Gene: WBP1
Product: oligosaccharyl transferase glycoprotein complex, beta subunit
Exons: 5
Coding region: 1-1359 (452 amino acids)
Cellular component (GO): oligosaccharyltransferase complex; endoplasmic reticulum membrane
Source: RefSeq, a predicted model, not a curated record
AUGCGUGCGACAUCCUUCUCCCCGCUCGCGGCCCUCUCGGUCCUCCUCGCUGCCAGCACCGCCGCGGCGCGCUCGGCCGCUGGCGACCGCCUGCUCGUCGUUCGCGACAAGAAGUAUGAGACUGGCUAUGACAAGUUCUUUGCGAGCCUCCAGGAGCGCGGCUUCGAGGUCACCUUCUCCGAGCCCAAGGCCGACACGACCAUGCUCGAGGGCUACGGCGUGCCCCUGUAUGACCACCUGAUCAUCUUUGCGCCUGAGACACGCGCCUUCUCGCCCGCAUUCACUCCCCAGAACAUCCUUGCCGCCCAGGGCCAGUACCUCAACACUCUGCACAUUCUCUCGCCCGGUCUCGACGCGGUGCAGGCGGCUACCCUGCGCGAGUACGACAUUGAGCCCGUGCCCGCUGGAUCCGAGGUGCUGGAUGCGUUCUCGCACGUUGGCGGCGGCAGCGACGCGGACCUGGUGUGCGCGCGCGACUCGCUCGUGGCUCCCGUCCCCGUCUUCUCUCAGCAGACGCUCAAGCAGAGCGGACCCCUCGUGGUCCCGCACGCUACGGGCUUCAAGACGGGUGCCAACCCAUUCCUCCUUGACAUUGUGUCGGCUCCCUCGACGUCGUAUGUCGGCGACAAGGACGGCAAGGCCGCUGUCGAGACCAAGCCCGGCGCCGAGAUCCAGCUUGCGGGCUCCAAGGUGUCGCUCGUGGCUGCCAUGCAGAACCGCGAGAACGUCCGUAUCGGCUUUGUCGCGUCCCCCGAGCUCCUCUCGGACAAGUGGUGGGGCAAGAAGCUCGACGGUACUGAGACUGGUAACCGCGCUGUUGUCGAGGACCUCACCAAGUGGCUGUUCCAGGAGACUGGUGUGAUCCGUGUUGUCGACACCCACCACCACCGCUCGGCCGAGACUGAGCCCCGCGAGGAGUACACCAAGAACGACAAUGUUAGCUACGAGAUCACCCUUUCGCAGCACACCACUGCUGCCAACGGCACUUCGGCUUGGUCUCCCUUUUCUGUUUCGGACCUGCAGCUCGAGUUUACGAUGCUUGACCCGCACAUCCGCACCUCGCUCGUCGAGGCGUCGUCGACUGCCGAGGACACGACCUACGCUGUCGAGUUCCGUGCUCCUGACCGCCACGGUGUGUUCAAGUUUGCCGUGUCCUACUUCCGUCCUGGCUGGACGUACCUGGACACGUUUGACAAGGCGUCUGUUGUCCCUCUGCGUCACGACGAGCACCCGCGUUUCAUUGUGGGCGCGUACCCGUUCUACACGGGUGCGCUGAGCACGUCUGCCGCGUUCCUCGUGUUUGUCGCUCUGUGGAUCUCGCUUGCGGAGAGCGACAAGGGGAAGAAGAAGGCCGAGUAG